UUGUUAGAGCAUUUUCUCUCAUCCUUUUCUCAAGUACUGUUAACUAAUUAACAAAGAUGAAUUUCAAACCUUUUGUUUUGCUGAUACUUCUGUCUGGUGUGGUUCUCAUAUCUGCAGUGACGGCUUAUGAAGAUCCACCACCAAGCAGAAAGGAUGAAGAGCUUAUGGAGUGUGACAAGCAAGAAUAUGUUUUAAGUGGAAGGAAAAUGACCUUAGAGCCACUUCAUGGUGGAAAGUGUAAAGGAAAGGGAGGCGGAGGUUAUGGUGGUGGAUCUGGUGGUAGUGGUGGAGGUGGCGGCCAAGGAGGAGGUAGUGGGGGUGGAGAAGGAGGUGGAGGAGGUGAUUAUGGUGGAGGAAGUGGAGGUUCUGGUGGAGGCGGUAGUGGUGGAAGUGGAGGUGGUGGAGGAAGCGAAGGAGGUGGGGGUAGUGGUGGAAGCGGAGGAGGUGAUCAUGGCGGUGGUGGAAGUUCAGGUGGGGGAGGUGGAAGCGAAGGAGGAGGGCAAGGUGGUGGAGGAAGUGGUGGAAGCGGCGGAGGUGAUUAUGGUGGUGGAGGAAGCGGAAGUGGUGGCAGUGGAGGAAGUGGAGGAGGAGGUCACGGUGGCGGUGGAAGUGGAGGAGGAGGUCACGAUGGCGGUGGAAGUGGAGGAGGUGGUGGAAGCGGAGGAGGUGGUGGCAGCGGAGGAGGUCAUGGUGGCGGUGGAAGUGGAGGUGGUGGAAGCGGAGGAGGAGGUUAUGGUGGUGGAGGAAGUGGAGGAGGUUCUGGUGGAGGUGGUAGCGGUGGAAGCGGUGGAGGUCAUGGUGGUGGAGGAAGUGGAAGUGGAGGAGGAGGUCAUGGUGGUGGAGGAAGUGGUGGAAGCGGAGGAGGAGGUUAUGGUGGUGGAGGAAGUGGAGGUGGUAGUGGUGGAAGCGGAGGAGGAGGUCAUGGUGGCCAUGGUGGUAAAGGAGGUCAUGGUGGUGGAGGCAGUGGAGGGGGAGGUCAUGGUGGCCAUGGUGGUGGAGGAGGUCAUGGUGGUAGUGGUGGAAGUGGAGGAGGAGGCCAUGGUGGAGGAGGGAGUGGAAGUGGAGAUCAUGGUGGUGGGGGAGGUGGUGGCGGUGGAAGCGGAGGAGGAGGUUACGGUGGUGGUGGAAGCGGAGGAGGAGGCCAUGGUGGUGGAGGAAGCGGUGGUUCAGGUGGUGGUGGAAGCGGAGGAGAUUAUGGUGGUGGAAGUGGAGGAGGUAGUUCUGGCGGCGGAAGUGGAUCAGGUGGUGGUGAAGGGAGUGGUAGCGGAGGAGGAGGUUAUGGUGGUGGAGGAAGUGGAGGUGGAGCAGGUGGUGGAAGCGGAGGUGGUGGUGGAGAAGGCAGUGGUAGUGGGGGAGGUUCUAGUGGAGGAGGAAGUUCUGGUGGUGGAGGAAGCGGUGGUGGAAGUGGAGGAGGUGGUGGUGAAGGAGGUUCUGGUGGUGGUGGAAGCGGAGGAGGAGGAUACGGUGGUGGAGGAAGUGGUGGAAGCGGAGGAGGAGGAUCAAGUGGAGGUGGUGGAGGCGACGGAGGCGGUGGAGGUUAUUAAAACAAUGUUAUAUGAGACCUUUGUAUUUUGUGGCAGAUAUAGAAAGAGUAUAUCUAUAUUCUUCAA
This is a messenger RNA of Medicago truncatula (barrel medic), 1610 nucleotides long. Its product is annotated as glycine-rich cell wall structural protein-like. The transcript is spliced from 3 exons. Lineage: Eukaryota; Viridiplantae; Streptophyta; Magnoliopsida; Fabales; Fabaceae. The record is from RefSeq and is a predicted model, not a curated record. The coding region runs from base 57 to 1544 and encodes 495 amino acids.